UUCAGUCCCCACAACAAACAUGGCGAAUCACAGUCGUUGUUUACAAGUCUGUCUUCUCGCUUUGAGAACUUAUUUCAACAUUCAACGUAAUUUACUUCAACGUCUAUGUUCAGUUCAAAGAGCAUGUCACAAGCAGCGUCUUCGCACAAGGCGACAGGUAACGUUUUUAAUGUUUUACAGAGUUUCCACGCGCCCUGGAAAACCUGAAAUGUAUGCAGUUUUCAGUCGUAGAAAAGCAGUGGAAAGUGUCAAAAGAUAGCCCUGGUUAUCAUGAAUAGACGGGCAUCUGUUGUUUGGACACAUCCCCAAAUGCAAAAUUGGUGGGAUACCGUUGUACCAGAAUUCAGUCCGAAGCAGUUCAUCCAGAACUUUAAAGUCUCGCGGGGGUCUUUUGACUACAUCUACUGUCGUCUCAAGCAUGCAAUGGAAAGAAGGAACACUAAUUUCCGCUUGUGUAUACCUGUAAGAAAGCGAAUCGCCAUUGCCCUCUGGAAGCUGGCCACAGGCAACGAGUACAAAAGCGCAAGUCAACUUUUUGGUGUAGGCGUCAGCACUGUGUUCAACUGUGUGCAAGACUUUUGCAACGGCAUAAUUAAAGUUCUCCUGCCUGUACACAUAAAAUUCCCAGAUUCUAGAAAGCUGGUGGAGAUGGCAGAUUGUUUUGAAGAUCGCUGGAAGGUACCACAAUGUGUUGGUGUGAUAGACGGAAGCCACAUCCCAAUAAUAGCACCUGAAGAGAAUCCUCGAGACUAUUUUAACAAAAAAGGGUGGCAUUCAAUAGUGAUUCAAGCUGUAGUGGAUGGGGAAGGGCUUUUUUGGGAUUUGUGUGUUGGCAAUCCUGGGAGUAUACAUGACGCAGGGAUCCUAAAGCAUUCUCAGCUGUGGAACAUGUUGAAAGAUGGACAACUGAUGAGCCAAAACAAAGUAAAUAUCUCCGGCCAUAAUGUUGGACACUACCUGAUUGGAGACUCUGCAUACCCCUUGCAAAACUGGCUCAUGAAGCCAUUUUCAGGCACAUUGACCCCACAGCAGUGCAGGUACAAUUUCAGGUUGAGACCUGCAAGGUCUGUUGUGGACAAGAGUUUUGGGAGGCUAAAGGCACGAUGGAGUUGUCUUUUAAAAAGGAAUGACUGUAAGCUGGAGCUGAUAAAGAAGAUGGUAAUGACCUGCUGUGUGCUACACAAUAUCUGUGAGGAGAAUGGAGAUGACUUCAGUGAGGACCUUCCAGCCAUGUAUGUGAACAUGCAGCCCCCUAUCCAGGCAUUAUCUGAGCAUGGACAACCAGAAGGAACUGAUGUACGAUCUGCAUUGUUGGACUACUUUAACAGACAGAAAUAGUGAGAUUAUUUGAGCACCAGUACCUUUUUUUUAACUUGUUGUUUUUUGUUUUGGUUUUUCACUACUUCUUACUUUCCUAUUUCAAACCUGCUAACUUGUACACAUUUUGACAUCAGUACACUGGUACGAUUUGUCACUUUACGCAAAAAGCUGGUGAUGCCUUUGUUUUCAAUUGUGCACGUGCAGUACUCAAGUCUAACAGCAAGAGGCAGGAACGUCUAGCCUGCCGAAAAGUAGAAGAAGAAGAAGAGUUCUAGGUCCUCGUGGUGGCGUAGUGACUUGUCUCAAUCUGGGUGGCGAAGGACGAAUCUCAGUUGCCUCUGCGUCUGAGAGUGUCAAUACGCGCAUCUUAUCAGGUGGCUUGUUGAGCACGUUACCGUGGAGACCUAGUGUGAUGGAGGCUCACGCUAUUCUCCACGGCAUCCACACACAACUCGCCACGCACCCCACUGAGAACGAGAACCAUAUUAUAGCGACCAUGUGGAGGUUAACCCAACGUGACUCUACCAACCCUAGCAACUGGGCCAAAUGGUUGCUUAGGAAGCCUGACUGGAGUCACUCAGCUCGCCCUGGAUUCGAACUUGUGACUCCAGGUGUGGUCAGCGUCUUUACAUGCUGAGCUACCCAGGCCCCUCUUGUGACCAUGUUUAAGCUAAGGAAGCCAGCACCUUAUACAAAACCUGUCCAUCCCAUAUUCCAUGUUCAUAUGAAAGUCUGUGUAAAGAUGACGUUAGACAAAGUUUGCUACUGAGAUUUGAUUUUCUUUAUCACUUUUAUUAUGAAUCUUUCUUUUAUCAUAAGAUAUUACCUACAGAGCAAUACAAUUUAAUUACAGUAUACACCUAUAUGGUGUCAUGCUGUGAUGUAGAACAGUUGAUAAAAGUAGUUCAUAUUAACAUUACACUUGCUAGACAUAUUGGUCAGUGCCUAUAUUGUAGGCUUUCUUUUAUCAUAAAAUAUCAACUACAGAGCAAUAUAAUUUAAUUACAGUAUAUGCCUAGCGGAAAAAUGAAUAGGCUUUAAAUUAAAAUAAUAAUGUUCUUGACAAUCUGGGAGCGUAGUGGGAUUAUGAAAAAUAAUACAUUUUUAUUUUUAUUACAUGUACUUUUUUGUGUUUAUCACUGUCUUGUUGUUGUAUUUGUGCACUGGAAGCUUCUGUCAACAAGAAAAUUUAAGUGUACUUGGCAAUUAAAUUCAAUCUGAUUGUAAUCAUUUUCUAGAUAUAUGAAUACAAGACCAUAAUAUAAAAUAGGUAAAGUAUAUUGCUUAUCCAAUAUCAUAUAGCCAAAGCCCAUAACUGUAAAAUAAAAUUAAUAAUAUUCUUAAAAGAAGAUGGUGGUGGGUUUAAGUAAAUGAUGGCCUAACGAAAUUAGACAUUACAUCAUUCUAUGUUGGGGGCUGGCCCUCAACCUCCGAUCCAACAAGUCCCAGAUGUGCUCAAUGGGAUUGAGAUCUUCGCUGGCCAUGGCAGAACACUGACAUUCACUGGCACAACCUUGAGGCGGAUGGGCUACAACAGCAGAAGACCCCACCGGGUACCACUCAUCUCCACUACAAAUAGGAAAAAGAGGCUACAAUUUGCAAGAGCUCACCAAAAUUGGACCGUUGAAGACUGGAAAACUGUUGCCUGGUCUGAUGAGUCUCGAUUUCUGUUGAGACAUUCAGAUGGUAGUGUCAGAAUUUGGCGUAAACCGAAUGAGAACAUGGAUCCAUCAUGCCUUGUUACCACUGUGCAGGCUGGUGGUGGUGGUGUAAUGGUGUGGGGGAUGUUUUCUUGGCACACUUUAGGCCCCUUAGUGCCAAUUUGGCAUCGUUUAAAUGCAACGGCCUACCUGAGCAUUGUUUCUGACCAUGUCCAUCCCUUUAUGGCCACCAUGUACCCAUCCUCUGAUGGCUACUUCCAGCAGGAUAAUGCACCAUGUCACAAAGCUCGAAUCAUUUAAAAUUGGUUUCUUGAACAUGACAAUGAGUUCACUGUAAUAAAAUGGCCCCCACAGUCACCAGAUCUCAACCCAAUAGAGCAUCUUUGGGAUGUGGUGGAAAGGGAGCUUCGUGCCCUGGAUGUGCAUCCCACAAAUCUCCAUCAACUGCAAGAUGCUAUCCUAUCAAUAUGGGCCAACAUUUCUAAAGAAUGCUUUCAGCACCUUGUUGAAUCAAUGCCACGUAGAAUUAAGGCAGUUCUGAAGGCGAAAGGGGGUCAAAAACAGUAUUAGUAUGGUGUUCCUAAUAAUCCUUUAGGUGAGUGUAUAUGCUACCUGUCAAAAGUUUUGAAGCACACUCAUUCUUAUAUUAUUUUCUUCACAUUAUUGAAUAAUAGUAAAGUCAUCAAAACUAUGGAAUAACAUAAAUGGAACUAUGACAAUUAUGUUGUGACUAAACAAAAUCCAAAAUAAAUCAAAACUAUGUUAUAUUUUAGCACCUUCAAAGAAGUCACCCUUUGCCUAGAAUUUGCAGACAUGUACUCUUGACAUUUUCUCAACCAACUUCUUGAGAUAUCACCCUGGGAUGCUUUUUAAACAGUAUUGAAGGCGCUCCCAUCUAUGUUGGGCACUUAUUGGCUGCUUUAUUAUUUGGUCCAAGUCAUCAAUUUUAAAAAAAUGUAAAAUGAAAUAAAAUUAAUAUGGUGGCGCACAGUUAUAUUUUUGUCUACAAAACUAAUUUCAAACAUUUAAGCAUGUGCCUUCAGAUCAAAAGAUAUUUAAGAUCAUGAGAAACAUUUCAGUCAAAUGUUUCAAAAUGUUGGACUGGUAGUCUAUUUAUACUUUGGUAUAUAGGCUGUUUUUGAAAUUACCCCCCUUAGAAGUCACAAGCACUUCCAAUAGGAAUACAUUUCCUUUCCCAACUUUUGGUUGUGAAAGGGUUAAAUUUGUAUAGUUCAUAUAUAUUCCCAGGCUGAGAUUAACUUCCAUCUGGUUUUCACCAUGUGGGGUUAUUAAUUAAUUCAUACACUUGAAGACAUGUCUUUAAUAAAUCACCCUCCUGUGAUUUACAAUUCUUUAUCAAGUGUUUAUACCUCAAUUCGAAAAUUCUGAAGAAAUGGUGUUCGCACACCCGCUUGUAUAGGCCAACAGCGCGCUUAAAGGGCACAAACACCAUUGCCAAUCUCAGGUUUACCAUUAUUGUACAAGGGGUGCAACUAAGCCAUCAGAAGUAUUUCCCCAUAGCAACUCUCACAAUGUCUCGUUCCCUUCAUCUCAGGGAACCGAGGUUACAUGUGUAACUGGAGACAUUUUCCCAGUCCACACUACCCAUUGAAUACAGUGUUUUCAAAUGUGUAUCCACUUGGGAGAGUUUUCAAAAAUAUCACUUUUCGCUGGACAAAAACUCCAUCUCAGUGUGGAUGACAGACCAAAACGUAGAGAAAAAGAUGUUUUCAAAUGUAUCUGGAUUAAUGUGGAUGUAGUCUAAAGAUGUCUGGUAAGACGUGUGCUACAUCCAUCAAGAUGCAGAACAAGCUGUAUGACGGAUAAAUGCUAAGAGACAUGACAAGUGUGAGUGUGUUAAUCAAAAAAAAAAAAAUGAAAAGAUGGUUUUGAUUAACUAAAAAAUACAACGUUGGUUCGGAUUUAGCAAAAUGGUCACCAAAGUUAUCUGGUUCUAAUGGUUCCUUUAUUGUGGUCGAUGAACCUUCAUUGAAUGCAAAUUUAAAUUUUUCCAUGCAUGGGCUUGCACUGGACGUGUCAUGAAGAUGGCACUAGCGUGAAUAAGGUCUAUGGGACAGCUAUAUUGACAAGGACAGAGCUUGGGAACCUACAUUUCGAAGUAUUUAGGAGGGAAAUACAGAAAACAACUACAAACUCUGCUAUUCCUCCUACAAACAGCAAAGAUUCAAGCCAGUGUACUUUGUAGAUGGGGAAAGGUUUUGG
Molecule: messenger RNA, 5204 nt
Organism: Xyrauchen texanus (razorback sucker)
Lineage: Eukaryota; Metazoa; Chordata; Actinopteri; Cypriniformes; Catostomidae
Exons: 2
Coding region: 271-1338 (355 amino acids)
Source: RefSeq, a predicted model, not a curated record